UUCAAUAAUAAUCGCGAUGACUUCGGGGCUCAUCAAUUUCCAACUUAACGCUUACUCUUGCUUCUCAUGAGAUCGAGGAUGAGCUCCGGAGUCAAGUGACAUUGCUCUUUAUCGAACCGCAGGCAACCAUGUUGAAUCUCUUUCUUAGGCAGAUUUGGACGCUGACAGUCAAGAAUCUGCUCGUUGUCUUUGUCCGCCCAUCAUUCACAACAACCCUCAGGGCUCUGGUCUUGCCAGUGAUUUUCGUUGCUUUCAUAUCCUACGCAAAGAACCUUUUCAUCCCUCCAUCAGAGUAUGGCGUCGGCAGUCCUACUCCCCUCCGUUCGCUAGGAGCAGCGCUAGGUGCCGUCUCAGGGAGUAGAGACAAGUUGGUAUUCGUCCACAAUGGACUGACUGGUGGCGAUGUUGAGCAAGUCAUCAACCGAGUUGCAGAUCCUGCAAGGGCCAGCGCAAAACAAGUACAUAUUCUUUCAUCGGAGGAUGAGCUACGAGAAUUGUGUCGAACAUCGCUUCGUGGAGUGUCAUCAUGCAUAGCUGCGGCUAUCUUUUACUCUUCUCCCAGUGAAGGACCAAACGGAUACUGGAAUUACUCAAUUCGUACGGAUGGUUCGCUAGGUGUUGGUAUCAAAGUCAACCGAAACGACAAUGAUCAAGAAAUCUACCUCCUUCCGUUCCAGCAUUCGAUUGACUGGGCGAUAGCGCAGGUCAACUCGACCAACAACGGUAACGCGCUACCGAGUCACGUUGAGGAAUACCCGUUCACGUCCCUUACCCAAGAGGAACGACAAGAACAAAUCCGAACCCGCUACAUGGGCGCCAUUAUUGACAUCAUCGCCGUGGCUAUCUUCAUUGAGAUUGUGGGUGUCACGUACCAGCUUACUGGGCUUAUAGCGAUGGAACGAGAGCUCGGGAUGAGCCAGCUGAUUGAUUGCAUGUUGCCCAACACCUCCCACUGGCAAUCGCAAGCUGCUCGGUUCAUUGCGGCACACCUGGCUUUGGAUAUCGUGUACUGCCCCGCAUGGAUUAUCUCCGGUGCGAUCCUGAAAUUCGGGGUGUACGGCAAGACCUCGGCUGGAAUCGUCAUAAUCUACAAUAUCCUGGCCGGUCUCGCAUUGUCCUCCUUUUCCAUAUUUGGCGCCUCGUUUUUCAGGAAGGCCCAGCUCAGCGGUAUCAGUGUCGUUAUCGUUUGCUUGAUUUUGGGAGUAAUCGCGCAACUGGCACCUGCUUCGACAAACGGUGCAGUUAUCAUCCUCAGUCUUCUAUUCCCACCGAUGAACUUUGUUUACUUCUUUGUUCUCAUGGCUCGAUGGGAGAGACAGGGUCUUGCUACGGACCUCGUGCGCGCAGCUCCAGAGAAUCCGUGGACAGUUCCUGGUAUAGCCCUCUGGAUUUUACUGAUUGUUCAAAUCGUCGUCUAUCCUCUACUGGCCGCCGUUGUCGAGCGAGUUCUUUAUGGCACCAAGUCCAAGAGCCGAAGGACAGUGAACUCUGGCGACUCGAUCGCUGUGCGUUUAAAUGGAUUUACCAAGGAAUAUCAACCGAGUUGGUUCUACCGAAAGGUAGCCCCAUGGUUUGGAAGUAGCCGACAGAGUGUACUGGCCGUGAACGACCUUUCCAUGGACGUCAGAAAAGGUGAAAUUGUGGUCGUCCUCGGUGCAAACGGCUCGGGCAAAUCUACCACACUGGAUGCCAUCUCGGGUCUGACGACAAUCACCUCCGGGAGUAUCGAUGUAGACUACGGCGACUCCGGCGAACGGUUUGGUCUCUGCCCACAGAAGAACGUUCUCUGGGAUACGCUUACAGUGAAAGAGCAUAUCAAGAUAUUUAACAGGCUGAAGAGCACCGGGGAAGUAGACAAAGGUGAACUCGCACUCGAAGACGCUCUCUGGGGGCAGAAGCGAAAGGUUCAAUUGGCCAUCAUGCUUACCGGCGGCUCGUCGAUCUGCGCUGUUGACGAGGUUUCAUCUGGAAUUGAUCCAAUUGCACGCGCCAAAAUAUGGGACAUCCUUCUUGCAGAGAGGGGGUCGCGGACAAUCCUUUUGACUACUCAUUUUCUGGAUGAGGCAGACCUCCUCGCCGAUCACAUCACAAUCCUAUCCAAGGGUUCGCUCAAGGCGCAGGGCUCGAGUGUUGAGCUAAAGGAUAGAUUGGGUUCAGGUUACCGAGUUCAUGUGCUCAAUGUCCCUGGCUCAGAGAAGGUACCUGGUCCACAGUUCGACAGCCUCGGAAAAGAGGUCCACUUUGAUGACACUGUCUACUCCGCGACGGAUUCCGCAGAAGCUUCUCGUCUGAUGUCAAUGCUGGAAGAAAAGGGUGUCACAGAAUAUCGCGUCAGCGGGCCGACGAUUGAGGAUGUUUUUCUCAAAGUUGCAGAAGAGUUGGACAGACUACGAGAAGAGCCUCACGUCGGAUCGAAGGAAACGACUUACACUGAAAAGAAUCCUGGCAGUGGUGGCAGUGAAGGGCUUCAGCUAUUGACCGGAAAACGCAUUGGCAUGUUCCUUCAGUCGUGGUAUUUGUUUCGCAAGAGGGUCACAAUAUUGCGCCGCAACCCUAUCCCAUACCUAGCAGCUUUGCUCAUCCCAGUCGUUGCGGCCGGACUUGUUACUCUUUUCCUGAAGGGUGCCUCAAAGGCAGGUUGUUCGGGUGAUAGUACAUACCAUGCAUCUGGCUUCGAGUCACUGGCGUCUCUGGACAACUUCAAAUUUGUGGUUGGUCCUCGAGACAAGCUGUCUAUCUCCGCUCUUGAGAGCUUCAUUGGCUCCCUGUCUGGUUCGAUAGGCUCGACUCAGAAUGCGUCCUUGAACCUCGAGUCUCGAUUUCACCUGGUAAACAGUCUCACGGAGUUUGAAGAUUAUAUAUCUCAAAACUAUGCCAAUAUAACACCUGGUGGUUUCUACCUGGGAGAGGCAAAUUCUGCGCCUACAUUCGCGUGGAAGGGAGACAACGGUCACUUCCCGCUAUCCGCUGUCACCCAGAAUGCCAUGGAUAACUUCUUGACCAACGUGCCCAUCUCUUUCCACUUCCAGUUUUACGACAUUCCAUGGCAGUCAGAUUCUGGGAAGGCACUUCAGCUGAUCGUCUAUUUUGGUCUUGCUAUGUCGGUAUACCCUGCUUUGUUUGCUCUCUAUCCCACCGUUGAGCGUCUGAAGAAUGUCCGAGCGCUGCAUUUCAGCAACGGGGUGAGAGGCGCCUCGCUUUGGCUAGCAUACCUGGCUUUCGACUUCUGCAUUGUCAUCGCAUCCAGCGUCCUUGCAAUAGUCAUCUUCAGGGCCGCGUCGGAUGUAUGGUACCAUGCCGAAUAUCUCUUCGUCGUUUUCUUCCUCUACGGGUUGUGCACAACGAUACUAUCAUAUGUGGUAUCCCUCUUCUCAAAGUCUCAGCUCGCAGCUUUCGCAAUUGCAGCCGGUGGACAGUGCGUCUUGUUCUUGAUUUACUUCAUCGCCUACAUGUCAGUAUUGACAUACGCACCUACCCAGAAAGUCGAUGAGUACCUUGAGAUAACACAUUUUACCAUCGGUCUCAUUGCGCCAUCGGGAAAUCUUCUCCGAGCAAUGUUCACUUCGCUGAAUACGUUCUCCAUCCUAUGCCGAGGACGAGAAAUUGCCUCGUAUCCGGGUGAGAUCACUCUCUACGGAGGCCCAAUCCUCUAUCUGAUCUGCCAAUCCUUUGUCCUGUUUGGAUUGCUUCUUUGGAUUGAUGGAGGGCCUGUGUUCUCCAUGAUGAGGAGGAGAGCCAAGCAGAACCACGUGGAAGAGAAGGAUACUGUCGAUGGUGAUGUUGCUGCUGAAUUAGCACGAGUGGAAAACUCAACCGACGGAUUACGAGUUCUGCACCUCACGAAGAAGUUCAAGAAGUCUGUCGCAGUGGAUGACGUGACAUUCGGGGUGCCAAGAUCUCAAGUUUUUGCUCUCUUAGGGCCGAAUGGAGCAGGAAAAACCACCACAAUCUCUCUCAUCCGCGGUGAUAUGGUACCUUCCGACAAUGGAGGAAAUAUUUUUGUAAACGAUAUUUCAGUUUUGAAGAACCGUGCAGGAGCACGCUCCCACCUUGGGGUCUGUCCACAGUUUGAUGCAAUGGAUCAAAUGACCGUCAUUGAACACUUGGAGUUCUAUGCUCGCAUCCGUGGUGUGACCGAUGUGAAGCACAACGUCACGGAAGUAAUGCGUGCUGUGGGUCUUACUCCCUUCCAGCACCGCAUGGCAACACAACUGUCAGGAGGUAAUAAGCGCAAGCUUUCUCUCGGCAUUGCUUUGAUGGGCAACCCUCUCGUCCUGCUGCUGGAUGAACCUAGCUCGGGAAUGGAUGCGGCCUCAAAGCGUGUGAUGUGGAAGACAUUGGCAUCUGUAGUCCCUGGACGCUCCAUUGUGCUGACGACCCACUCCAUGGAGGAGGCAGACGCACUGGCAACUCGGGCAGGAAUCAUGGCCAAGCGUAUGCUGGCGCUGGGGACAACUGAUUACCUGCGGAAGAAGUACGGCAAUAAAUAUCAUGUCCAUCUAGUCCAUUCAGAGGCACCGCACACUACGGACGAAACUAUGGAACGCAUCCGCGAUUGGGUGCAAGAGAACUUCCCAGGUGCGGUGAUAGAGCAGAAGACCUAUCAUGGGCAGAUAAGGUUCAGUAUCCCUGCAACAGCGGCAUCUUCAUCUUCGAAGACGGAAAUCACUGAAUAUGCCGAGGGUCCUAUCGCCGAAGAAGAAGAGCUCGGACCCGGACCCAGAUAUCAAUCAUGGCCCAUGGUUCCAGGGGGCCCACGAGCUGCCAGCAACAGCAUCGUCAGCUCCAUAUUCGCGAAGCUGGAGCAGAGCAAGACUCUUCUAGGCGUCCAGUAUUACUCUGUCAGCCAAACUACAUUGGACCAGGUCUUCCUUGCCAUUGUUGGACAGCAUAAUAUCCGGGAGGAGAAUGCUGGAUAG
This is a messenger RNA of Aspergillus novofumigatus IBT 16806, 4919 nucleotides long. RefSeq names its product putative ABC transporter. The coding region runs from base 129 to 4919 and encodes 1596 amino acids. The transcript is spliced from 4 exons. Gene Ontology annotation, biological process: transmembrane transport; lipid transport. Gene Ontology annotation, molecular function: ATP hydrolysis activity; ATP binding; lipid carrier activity. The record is from RefSeq and is a predicted model, not a curated record. Gene Ontology annotation, cellular component: membrane; intracellular membrane-bounded organelle. Lineage: Eukaryota; Fungi; Ascomycota; Eurotiomycetes; Eurotiales; Aspergillaceae.